Molecule: messenger RNA, 859 nt
Organism: Zophobas morio
Lineage: Eukaryota; Metazoa; Arthropoda; Insecta; Coleoptera; Tenebrionidae
Exons: 4
Coding region: 136-717 (193 amino acids)
Source: RefSeq, a predicted model, not a curated record
ACGUCAAGUUGUCAUCAUAUUAAACUGCCAAAAGAUGUGGCCAAAAUUAAUGUAAACGCAAACUUUCCCAAAAUUCAAAGUCUUUCUAAAAAUGCCUCCAUCCAUCGCCUUUAGUGCUGACAAAUCGUGUACUUAAUGGAGUGUACGGCAACAUGUCGAAUCUGUGGAGUCAAGAUUUCAUGUAAAGAUGGGAACCUUUUUUCUCUUGGAGAGCACCUUUUGUCAAACCAUCCAGAAAUAGACAUAAACCAUUAUAUUAUGGAAAACUGCGAAGGCCUAGGGGACAGCAGAACAGGCACAAAAGGUCAAAAAAAAAAUUUAAAUAAAUGUUCACUUGCAAGCAGCCUUCUGAAGAAAUCCUCCACCUUUAUAAAAUCCAGAAGACGUGCACUUGGUGGUGAUAAAAAAAACCUUUAUAAAACGACAAUUGAAAGUUGGCGUCCUGGUGUUAAUCAACUUACAUGCCCUAAAUGUGGAAAUGCAGAACAACCAUAUAUACGGAAGCAAAGGAAUAAAGUUGCAUACAAUUCGUUGGGAGCGUUCUUUUUGCUUGGUUGUUGGCCGUUGUGCUUCUUACCAAUGUUAAUGUCUGGUGGCUCAAACACUAUAAUAUGUUGUAGAAAGUGUGGUUACUGUUUUGGUACGUACGACAAAAAGAAAGGAAAAUUAAUUCCGUCUACUAAAGAUUUUAACGUCGAAACACCUAACCUUUGUUAACACAGUUUUGUUAACGUACAUUGAUAAUUCUUAGUGCAGCGUUUUUGGUGACAUUGUAUAUAUUUACAUGCAGCAGUAAGUUAUUUCAGUGGUACCAUCUACUUUUGUAAACUUUGAAGACUUAAAUAUAUAAUUUACUAUA